Cynoglossus semilaevis (tongue sole) is the source of this 3053-nucleotide messenger RNA. It is a transcript of the gene fibcd1b, whose product is annotated as fibrinogen C domain containing 1b. Lineage: Eukaryota; Metazoa; Chordata; Actinopteri; Pleuronectiformes; Cynoglossidae. The coding region runs from base 1075 to 2550 and encodes 491 amino acids. The record is from RefSeq and is a predicted model, not a curated record. The transcript is spliced from 8 exons.
ACUGCAUGUAAGCUAUACACAGUAAUUAACUGUGUGAUUGAUCAGGUGCACACACUAUAAACAUUCACUCUGGAAAUCUAUAUAAUGGCCGCUACCUUUAAUGGAUCUGGAGCGAAUGCCUCUCUGUUCUUCGGGAGUAUUAUACAAUAAAUCAGUUUACAGCGUCUAGUCUUUGCAUUAGAGCACACAUUUGUCACAAUCUGCCGCUGUUCGGGUUGCAGGGAAAUAGGAGGGUCCAGGCUAGGGUGGGAGUGAAGUAGCAGAGGGGGAGGCAGCAGCUCAGCAGUGGAGGGCAGGCGGGCACAUGCGGAGAAACGCUGGUACGGAGCGCGCGGCGCGCACUGACGGGGCGCAUUGAUUGACAAUCGGGGCCACUUCGUGCGCUCGCUGCAGCAGCUCAACGCUGCGCCCUCAUCCCGCCGUACACUCCUUGGUUGAGGCAUUGCUGUGAAAUACCAGCGGGGUCCACCUGGUACAAUUCGAAAAGGCUUUGUUCGACCAUCGGGCGACCGCGACGAGGAAAGCACACAAUACCAUCAAUCCAGUCUCUACCCUUUUUUUUAAUGACGAUCCAAGCCUGGACUGGUGUCGUCUCCAACUCUCCUGGAAUCUAGAUGGACUGCAAGGUCUGGGUGCACUUUCCAGUGUGAGGAGAUUUACAAGAAAUUAUUGAAUUUUUUUUUUUUCAUUUUGGAAUAAAAGGACAGCGCCUGGUGCUGUCUGUAUCAAUUUCUGCUUCUUUUUUUUUUUGGCCAACUUCAGUCUUGUGACUGAAGUGCCAAUCCCCGGAUCCUGCAAACACACAUCCCGCGUCUUUAAUUGGAAUUUUUAGACCAGAUUAUACCAGGGAGACUUUGGAGAGGAAUUUAACUUUCAUUUCUGUGCGUCAAUCACAGCGUGUGCGGUGUUGAACCGCAGAAACAGUUCUUGUCUCUCUCUCGUUUUCUUUUCGUUGAAGUGAUUCAGUUUUUUCUCAGAGAAAGUCUAAAACACGGACAAAGACUCAAAAAGCACCGGUUUUUUCUCCCUUGCCUGGAACACACAGGCGGAUCUAAUGCGCAUAUUCUCCGUAGGAUGGUAAAUGACCGAUGGGGAACCAUGAACAGCUCUUCUGAACUCGAAGAUGGUACUCGACAUAAAAACCAGACUUUCUGUGAGUGUGUACCCAGCUCCUCUCAGCUCAAACACCGCUGGUCGGAUUCAGAACCUGCCAGAGAGACCCCAGCCAAGAGAAUGAGCUGCAGCUACCUGAUCUGUACCAUCCUGCUCUUCGUGGCUGUACUGCUGGCUGUCACCGUCACCGGCACCAUCCUUUUCAUGAACCACUACCAGGCCCCACCGAUGUCCGACGGCCUACCCCACAUCUCCACCAAUCAGGACGAAGCUAACGCCCUGGUCACCGUGGAGAGGGGCGACGGCUCCCGCAUCAACAUCUUCAUUGACCCCAACUGCCCCGACUAUAACAGUAACUUUUUGCGCCUGGAGGGCGUGCAGACUUCGCUGCUGCACUCGCUCACCGACCACGACUCUGACCUCAAGUCAGUGAAAGGCCAGGAUCGAGCGCUGCUUGUCAGUCUGGCCGAGGAGGUGGCCAAGCUGUCCGCUCAUGCAGGGCAACUGAAAAUGGACUUUGAAUCCCUGCGCAGGGGUCAAGGCAGCCUGGGUCAAGACCUUAACACACUACAAACUGAGCAAGGGCGCCUCAUACAGCUUCUGUCAGACAGCCAGAUCAACAUGGUGAAGGUGGUGAACUCCGUGAGUGAUGCUCUUAAUGCCAUGCAGAAGGAGAACGUGGGCUUGAAGGCCCGGGUCAAGGCCGACCUGCAGAGGGCACCAGUCAGAGGGGCUCGUUUCAAAGGCUGCUCCAACGGCUCUCGCCCACGUGACUGCGGAGAUCUGUACGCCAGUGGUCAGCGAGAGGAUGGCAUCUACUCCGUGUUUCCGCUUCACCACCCGACAGGUUUCCAGGUCUACUGUGACAUGACCACGGACGGAGGAGGCUGGACGGUGAUCCAACGCAGGGAGGACGGCUCUGUCAACUUCUUCAGGGGCUGGGAAUCUUACCGCGAAGGAUUUGGGAAGGUCACUGGUGAACACUGGCUCGGGCUGAAGCAGAUCCACACUCUGUCUGUCCAGGGGAACUACGAGCUGCGUAUCGAUCUGGAGGACUUUGAAAACAGCACGGCCUACGCCCAGUACGGUACCUUUGGAGUGGGCUUGUUCUCAGUGGACCCCGACGACGAUGGCUACCCCUUGACUAUUGGAGACUAUUCUGGAAGUGCAGGUGACUCUCUGCUGAAGCAUAACGGCAUGAAGUUCACCACUAAAGACAGGGACAACGACCACUCCGAGAAUAACUGCGCCUCCUUCUACCACGGUGCUUGGUGGUACCGCAACUGCCACACGUCCAACCUCAACGGCCAGUACCUGCGCGGUCAGCACACCUCCUAUGCUGACGGCAUCGAAUGGUCCUCCUGGACUGGCUGGCAGUACUCGCUGAAAUUCUCCGAGAUGAAAAUACGUCCCACCCGUGAUGCUGAAAAUAAAUGAAGAAGUAUAAAAGAGAAAAUAUAUAUAAAUAUAUAUACAUAUAAGAAAGUUUUUUGAAGGUAUAAAAAUCAGACAGCUAGGCAGAAUCGUUUGUGUCGAUAUCGUUGAUUCACUUAAACACCUCCUCCCUCCUAAUUCCUCCCAUCGCCGCUGCUCCUCUCCCUCCAUCACCGUACCAGACACGCUGACAACCAUAAUCCUCUCCCCGCUCCCUCUUUUGUGCAUUCGUGACACCCACAUUUUUUUUCAUCCACCAGUUCACAAAAAUUGCAAACCACAGCCCCCAGAGUCCACAGUUCACUGCUGAGACUUUACUCAGCCUGACAUGGUGAUCCAAGCAUCCUUUACUGUAUGUGAUCACACACUAGUGAGUCCCUUCUGGCAUGUUACUCUGACAUCCCAUCUGUGCUGACACGGCACUCAGACCGUCUUACUGCCUAAUCAAAUCUAGGGUUAAAGAGGAUUUUUCUAAAUAUUACAAAAUGACAACAAAAAAAAAAAAA